This is a messenger RNA of Fragaria vesca subsp. vesca, 1242 nucleotides long. Its product is annotated as protein FAR-RED IMPAIRED RESPONSE 1-like. The transcript is spliced from 3 exons. NCBI's taxonomy places the organism in Eukaryota, Viridiplantae, Streptophyta, Magnoliopsida, Rosales, Rosaceae. Bases 1 to 1242 code for a protein of 413 amino acids. The record is from RefSeq and is a predicted model, not a curated record.
AUGAUCACACAUAUCUUUUGGGCCGAUGCAAUUUCUAGACGAUCUUACAAGUUUUAUGGUGAUGUUGUAAUAUUUGACACAACUUACAACACCAAUGCGUAUUCAUUGAUCUUUGCACCUUUGGUGGGAGUAAAUAAUCAUGGGCAGACGAUAAUUUUGGCUUGUGCAUUCUUAAGCAACGAGACAACUGGUUCUUUUACAUGGUUCUUUAAAGAGUUUUUGAAAGCAAUGCCAGGUGAUGCUCCGAGGAUGAUUAUUACUGAUCAAGAUCCAGCAAUGACGAAAGCCAUCUCUGAAGUUCUCCCACAGACAUUUCACAGGUACUGUAGCUGGCAUAUUCUAAAUAAAUUUUCUGAAAAAAUAGACCCAGGAAAAUAUUCUCAUUAUUAUGAUCAAUUUCAAGAUUGCAUAUGGAAUUCCGAAAAUAGAGAUGAGUUUGAUGCCAGGUGGACAACGAUUGUUGAGAAUAGUGGUUUAAGUGAUAAUGGAUGGUUAAAAAUUAUGUACGAUAUUCAGUCAACAUGGGUGCCUGCAUAUGUAAACCAUAUGUUUUCAGCUGGGAUGUCAAGUAGUCAACGAGCAGAAAGUGGGCAUGUUUUUUACAAGAGGUUUAUUUCUAAAGAAAACACAUUGAUAGAUUUUAUGAUACAGUUUAGUCGGGCUGUUACUCGUCAACGACAUAUGGAAUUAAUAGAGGACCAUGUUGACAUCAAUGAGAAGCCAAAUUUUGACUCACAAUUUGAGAUGGCAGACCAAAUGGCUCGUGUCUAUACACAUGAAUGCUUUAAAGAAUUCUAUGCUCAGUUGUCGCAAUGUUGCAAUUACAGAUUUGAGCUGUCACAUGAGAAUGAUACGUACAUGGUGUAUACUGCACUGAGAAAAAAAAUGGAGAACCCUAAGGGUCGUGUGAUUACUUAUGCCAAAGAUUCAGAUUUUGUAUCGUGCAGCUGCAAAAAGUUUGAGAUGGCUGGGAUACCAUAUAACAGAGAUUUGCUUGCUAGACGGAGCCGGUUAUGCCAAUAUGCUGUGGAUGUAAUUGAUAAAAUUAUUGGUAGCGAAGAAGCAAGUGCUCUGUUUUUAGAUUCAUUAAAGGAUGUUCUGGACAAGCAUAAUCACAAGAUGGCUGAUGGUGAGGAUGUUAAUUCUGCAGUGGUGCCAUUUGAACAAAAAUGGGAGUUUGCAAGUGACCCAAGUACAGAUGACGAAGAGUAUUCUAGCACAGGAGUUGAUGAGUCUGCGUAG